AUGAACUCCAACCUCGGCCCCUAUGUCACAUCGGCAUUCUCGCGACACGGCCUCCUAGCCAUGGUGGGGAUUGUAGCACGACCAGGUCUUAUGUUCAUGGCCAUCUCCAACGGCAUCGAGACGUACGCAGCAGCCAACGUGUUCUGGUCAGUCGGCAGCGUCGGCGUCGGGUUCGUCCACACCGUUCUGGUCUUGGACCUGACCUCGAAGAGCAGCUUCCGCUGGGAUUCUGGUGCAUCUGCCAUCAUCUUUCCAUACUUUAGCGCCUCCAUCUGCGUCGUGCUUUGGCUGGACCUGCGCAAGGUCAAGAGACAGGGGCUCGUGCCGGAUCAGGCGAGCGGCGCCAGGAACACGGUGCAAUCGAUCAUUUUCUGCCUGAAUGAGUUUGACGGUAUGCUACUUCUAAGAAUAGCUAUGCUCCCGUGGAAGAGUCUCAAGGGCCGGACCAUACUGGGAGCUGCCCUUACCGCGAGCAUUCUUUUUGUGAGGGCUGGAGACCUUCGCCAGAUUCCCAAGGCGUGCUUCAACGAAACCAUCAUCAUCUGCGAGCAGCUGACCGUCAUGUCGGUCGUGCCGCACAACCAGGGCGCUGUGAUGCUGGCGCUGGUCCGGCUAGCCACCUCCGUCCGCUCUUCUAUCGGUCGGGCAAUCUCGGGUGGCAUCUGGACAAACCAGCCCCCUCUGUCGCUCCUGACCGGGAUGCUGCCUGCGGACCAAAAGCCGAUGCGACCGUCAUCUACUGCUCGUUGCCGCUGCAGCUGUCGUAUCUGUUUGGCAAGCCCGACCAGGAACGCCAUCAUCGCUGCGUAUGGUGAUGUGCAGAGGAAGCUGGACAUUGCUGGGUCUUGUCUGAUGCCCCUUGCUCUUGGAGUGGUGUUUUUUUGCGAGUAA
Pyricularia grisea is the source of this 891-nucleotide messenger RNA. RefSeq lists its product as uncharacterized. The transcript is spliced from 4 exons. The record is from RefSeq and is a predicted model, not a curated record. The coding region runs from base 1 to 891 and encodes 296 amino acids. NCBI's taxonomy places the organism in Eukaryota, Fungi, Ascomycota, Sordariomycetes, Magnaporthales, Pyriculariaceae.